GAGCGCCCGGGCGGGGCGGGGCGUGUUUAUAUCCGGCCGGGGCUCUGAGGUCGCCUGGCGGGGGUCCGGGCCGUCCGCGCCAUGGAUACGUGCGACCUGUUCUCCAGCUGCAGGAAGGGGGACGUGGGCCGAGUGCGGUAUCUGCUAGAGCAGCGUGACGUGGAGGUGAACGUGCGGGACAAGUGGGACAGCACCCCGCUGUACUAUGCCUGCCUCUGUGGCCAUGAGGAACUUGUGCUCUACCUGCUGGCCAAUGGAGCCCGCUGUGAGGCCAACACCUUUGAUGGUGAGCGCUGCCUCUAUGGAGCGCAGAGUGAUGCCAUUCGCCGGGCCUUGCGUGAGUACAAGCAGGUGACGUCCUGCAGGAGGCGGGAUCACUACUACAGCUUCCUGCUCCGGCUUCUGGAGCAGGGCAUCCACAGUGACGUGGUCUUCAUGGUGCAUGGGAGGUCUUUCCGGGCUCACCGCUGCAUCCUGGGUGCUCGCAGUGCCUACUUCGCCAACAUGCUGGACACCAAGUGGAAGGGCAAGAGUGUUGUGGUCCUUCGGCACCCCCUGAUCAACCCUGUGGCCUUCGGCGCCCUGCUGCAGUACCUGUACACAGGCUGCCUGGAUGUCAGUGUGGAGCAUGUCAGCGACUGUGAGCGCCUGGCCAAGCAGUGCCAGCUGUGGGACCUGCUAGGUGACCUGGAGGCCAAGUUGGCCUCCAAGCCAGGCACGUGCGUGAAGGUGCUGACCAUCGAGCCCCCGCAGGCAGACUUACGGCUGCGGGAGGACCUGGCCCUGCUGGCGGACUGUGCCCUGCCCACUGAGCUCCGGGGUGAUCUCUGGGAGCUGCCCUUCCCUUGCGAUGGCUUCAAUGGCUGUCCUGACGUCUGCUUCCGAGUGGAGGGUUAUAACUUCCUCUGUCACAAGGCCUUCUUCUGCGGCCGCAGUGACUACUUCCGGGCCCUGCUGGAUGACCACUUCCAGGAGAAUGAGCAGCUGGAGGCCCAGGGCAGCCUCCUGGCCAUCACCCUGCACGGCAUCUCACCUGAUGUGUUCACCCACGUGCUGUACUAUGUCUACAGUGACCACACGGAGCUGCCACCUGAGGUGGCCUAUGAUGUGCUGAGCAUGGCUGACAUGUACCUGUUGCCAGGCCUGAAGCAGUUGUGUGGCCGCAGCCUGGCGCAGCUGCUGGAUGAGGACAGUGUGGUGGGUGUGUGGCGUGUGGCCAAGCUAUUCCGCCUGGCACGGCUGGAGGACCAGUGCACUGAGUACAUGGCCAAGGUCAUCGAGAAGAGCCUACCUGGCGCACCACUGUCUCUUCCUGCUCCGAGAUUAGGCAAACUGUGUCACCCACCCUGGUUCUGGGGGCAGCUGCAGGGCUGCACAGCACCUGCCAAAGGACAGGCCCUCAGCAGGAGUGCCUAUAGUCCAUGGAUGUGCUCAGGAUGAAGGGUCAGCCCAGGAAGGACUCUGCCCACGUGCCACCCACCAGGCUCAGGACGUAAGGAGAGCAAGGGCCUGGGGAGCAGACCAUCUUUCAGGGCUACAUCCACCCAGCGGCCUCCACAUGGGAGCAGGGCCACCUCUGCCCAAAUGAUGGAAAAUUCAUCAGAAGUCAUCGUAGGAGAGCGGGCAAGGUGGUGGAGCAGAAAGGUCUGAACUCAUAUCCUCCAGGAGCUCCCCUCCUCCAUAAUCUCACCUCCUCCGAGAGCACACUCAAACUACAACUACCUGCAGAACAAACAUCAAGGAAAAGGCCAGAAACCUUCUAGAAACUAAAAACAAAAAGAAGUGAGCCAGGAGGGAGAGGGUCAGGGCACAACCUUACACAGCCAUUGAGAAAACUCAGGUUAGAAUCAAGCAGGGCCAAGGUGGAGAAGGUUCCACCUCCCAUCGACCUUGAACCUCAACAAACACUCACUGUGAUGCACCAAACCACAGGCCCACAGGUGCCAGGACCUUCCCAGGCAGACCAUACAAGACCAAAAAGUGGCGGUGGCCCGAUUCCUGGAAACCCCACCUCUUUGCCCAAAUAGCUGGAAUGAUGGUCCCACGUAUUAGCCUGUGAAAUUACCCAGACCAUAAACACCCGGGUCUGCACUCACUUGGCCCCACAUCCACCUGGGGACUGUGCAUCCCUAACAAGCGCAUGCUCACAUUGCACGACUCGCUCCUGAACCCCUUCCCGUGCGAAGCUAGGCCCUCACCUGGGCCAUCCCCAGGGACACAGGGACAUCCAGGACAGGACCAUCCUCUCGCCCCUCCUCCUACAACAGGAGGAACCAGGUGGAUGGUGUGGGGGCAACCUCGUGAUACAACCAAGCCCCAGUGACGACCAGAGACUGGAGAACAUUAGCCUGCGGGGUGACAACUCUGGGCUUACGUCGGGCCCCCAGUCCGGGGUCCUGCAGGGAAGACCAGCCCCCGGGGCAGAACAGGAAACAGACUCCUUCCCUGAAGGUCACACAAAGCCCCAGGUGCCCGGGGCCCAGGUCAGAAGCUGUCACUCCUCAGGAGCAUGGACCAAACCCACCUGCUGUCCUGAGAGGUUCCCAGGGAGUGGGGGCUCACCCUGGGGACACAGACCUGGCCUCCAUCCUUCCACCCCACCAAAGGUAGCACCAGCGGCCCCUACCCGUGGGCAGGCUAACACAAGCUGUUAUGCUGGCCUCAACCACCAGGGGGCAGACACCAGAAGCAAGAAAACCAGAUCCCACAAUAGGCCAGACCCUGCCCUGAGGCCAAGGUCCUGCCUACCCAAAAGCCAACAGGACCAUCCAGACACCCUGGACCCCACAUCCCCCACCAGCAACUGAAACAAGCUCUGGGGUCCCUGGGCCCUUCAGGCAGACUCCAGGAUCCAGCCCUACCUGCCAGUGGUCCAGCUCUAACGCCAGGACUGAACUUUACCUGCCAGCUGGGGGGCAGCAGCCCAGUCUGGGGGAUCCUGGCUCCACCCACCAGUGAGCCAGCACUAGCCCCAGGGUUCUGCUGGGGUCCUGCAGCUCCCUUGUGACCAGGUCCCAAUAACUAGCAGCAUCUGCACAAGACAGAGGCUGGCAACCAACAGACCAGGACCAACCAAGCCCAGCAGACUACCUACAGAGCCAGCCCCCCACAGCAGAAGGACAAAGCAGCCCUCUUGACCAGGACUCUAGAGCAUGUGGCUUGGGUGACAAGAGUGGAGGGCACUGCUGGGACACAUGGGACCCUCCUACAGAGCCCACUUCUCCAAGGACGAGAAACAUAACCCACUGAGCACAAAUACCAACAGCAAUGUAGACAAAAUGAGGCCAAAAAGAGGAAUGCGUUCCAGAUAAAGGAACAAGUAAAAUCCCAGAAGAACUAAGUGACAUGGAGACAGGCAAUAUACCUGAGAGUUCAGGGCUGUGAUGGAGAAGAUGGUCCAUGAACUCAGGAGGAGGAUGGAUGCACAAAGUGACUGAGAAUGUCGAUUCAGCAACAGUAAAGCAUUCAACCCAGUGGGCCUUUUGAGGUGAGGCCCUGUUAGGCGUGCACAUCAUGGAGUGGGCUCUGUGCCCACAAGCCAGGUGCCAAGCUCAGCCCCUCUCCUCUGUCUCCCUGGACAGGUAUUUAUCAGGGACCCCUGGAAACCAGACAGAAGUCUGAUGGAGGACCUACCUCCUGCAGCUCAGCUGUGGGGAGCAGAGCUACCUAGGGUCCACAGAACACCGUUGCAGCAGACGGCACUGACCAUGUUGCUGAGGGGGAGGCAGGGUGACUAGACAGGGUGGUCAAAGAGGCUCCACUGAGUGGCUGGCGUGGCGGCCAGUGGACAAGGGAGGAAGGGGGAGUGAAGGUGGGGGCCACGGGCUGUGCCUGAUCUGAGUGAGAUGGACCAUGGGAGGGGCCACCAGGCAACCCAGUGAACACCCCCUCCAGCCGCUGUGCGGGAAAAGGCUGACACAAGCAGGGAAACCAGGUGCCCUGAGGAGGCUGCUGUGGCCACGGGGCACGAGGGAAGCAGAGCCCUGGUGCCAUGGUGGCCAGUGGUGUACACGCUUUGGAGGUGGGGCCAACAGGACCUGCUGCUGGGACAGAGCAGUCAGGAGGGUGUCCAGAGCCCAGCCCAAGCCGUGGGAGAGCAGGGGCCCCACAUUGGGUGGAGAUGGUGGAGGUGGGGCCACAUGCAGGGGAGGAUCAGAGCUGGUUUCUGGAUCUGUGGCAAGUCCACAUGGGAGUCUGUGAGAAUGCCGGUGUGGGGCCUGCUCCGUGGGGGAGAGAGCCACAUCCACACACCCGUGGGUAUCCUGUGAGUACUGGGCAGCCAGCCCAAACAUAUCCCACUGUGGCCUCACAAAAGGCCACUGGUCUCUCCUCAGGGGAUGUUAUAUAGUCAGAUCAGACAGACAGGCAGACAACACCAUCAGAAAACAUCUGGUUUAUUAGAACUAGAUGUGGCGUGUGCUGGUCCUUAAGUGGUCUAAGCUGAUACAAGCGUCCUACACAUAGCAUGUGGCUGGGCUGCAGUGGCGGUAACAAAAUCCUUGUGAUCCUAAUGGUUUUACGUUAAUAAUUUGUGAGGGAAAGAAAAGGGAGGGUGGGGCCCUGCAGGGGGCUUCCAGGACUGAGGAAAAGCUGUGGUCACCAGUGCCCACCCAACCUCCACCGCUGGAAAGCAACCCCGGUGGGAUAGAGCCUCCAGUGGCUGCAGGCAGCAUCUUUUCCUACAAAGAUGUUCAGGCAUGAAACCAUUUCUGCGUGCCCAGCAGGGCCUCUGAGUUACAGGGUGGUGUGGAGCUCACAGGUGGGCCUGGAACCAGGGGCCCCAUCAGCACAUCUGUCCACCCAGGUGCAAUUUGGCAGUGUGCAACCACCAUAACUGCGUGUCCAGGGCCCCUCCCUGGCCUCUGUCCUCUCUUCAUCUCGAGGCCAGGCUGUGCGUGACCGGCUUCCUUCCCAAACCCAGAUUCCCUGCACCACGGCGCAGGCAGGGCCCUGACGCUCACACAGACAACCACAUGCUGGCAGGUAGCAGCUGACCAGCAUGGAGCCGCCAUCAUUGAGGAUGACCUCAAUUCUAGAUUCGCUGGGCAGCAAGGAUGGGAAGGUGUGGCUUCCAGACGCAUGGCAGCCGCCAGACUGUGCCCCCUGCCCGACCCCAGGCUAGGAAACAGUCCUGUUCAAAUAACAUUCCUUUUCAAUAUAGGCAAUUCUUUAACCAGAUCUGUAAAUGCAACUAAGUCUCUGUAAGGGCUUCC
This is a messenger RNA of Sus scrofa (pig), 5213 nucleotides long. RefSeq names its product ankyrin repeat and BTB domain containing 1 (gene ABTB1). NCBI's taxonomy places the organism in Eukaryota, Metazoa, Chordata, Mammalia, Artiodactyla, Suidae. Gene Ontology annotation, cellular component: cytoplasm; ubiquitin ligase complex. The record is from RefSeq and is a predicted model, not a curated record. Gene Ontology annotation, molecular function: protein binding.